CUUCAGGUAAAAUUCUUGCCACCUGCCAUCUUUUUUUCUCUGCUACAAGGAAUCUUAUCACUAUAUAAAACCCAGUACCACUGCUUCCUUUGGAUCUUGUUUUCGCCAGCAAAAAGGAAAAAAAAGAAGUUUCAGAAAAAUCAAUUCAAGAUCAUGAAAGCAGAGAAUGGGCUGCUGUAUCCUCUACUCGGCAUUGGCACCUUAAUAGCCUUUGUAUUCAUGUCCUUUGGGGAGUUUAGCUUCCACACUGAGGAGCCCAAAUUGAGCUUUGUUCAUAGGGAGGGGACACAGUUCAUGGUGGAUGGGAGAGCAUUCUAUGUGAAUGGGUGGAACUCCUACUGGUUGAUGGAUCAAGCUGUGCAGGAGUUUAGUAGGCCAAGGAUUGGCAAAAUGUUCCGAAUUGGCGCCAAAAUGGGGCUCACUGUUUGUAGAACUUGGGCCUUCAAUGAUGGUGCCUACAAUGCUUUACAAGUUUCGCUAGCCCGUUUCGACCAACGGGUUUUUAAGGCGCUCGAUCAUGUUAUUGUGGAAGCACGAAAACACGGGAUCAGAUUGAUUCUUAGCUUAGUCAAUAAUCUAAAACAUUACGGUGGGAAGACGCAAUAUGUUAAAUGGGCGUGGGACGAGGGCAUUGGAUUGAGCUCCUCGAAUGAUUCUUUCUUCUUUGAUCCGUUGAUUCGGGGUUAUUUCAAGAUUUAUCUCAAGGCGAUACUGACGAGGAAAAACCACUUGACUGGAAUUGAAUAUAGAGAUGAUCCGACCAUCUUCGCAUGGGAGUUGAUGAAUGAGCCUCAAUGUGUAUCAGAUGCAUCUGGCGACACCCUUCAAGAUUGGAUUGAAGAAAUGGCCGGAUAUGUGAAGUCAAUUGAUAGGAAGCACCUGUUAACAAUUGGAGUCGAAGGGUUUUAUGGCCCGACGAGCCCUCAAGAGAAGUUGAGUGUCAAUCCAGGGGAAUGGUACGGCACCGUAGGAUCAGACUUCAUUCGCAAUUCGAAGAUCUCAACAAUCGAUUUCGCUUCCGCGCAUGUUUAUCCUGAUCAGUGGUUACCUGAAGCCACACUUGAUGAGAAAAUCAAAUACAUCUCCAAGUGGGUGACUUCUCACAUUGAAGAUGGUGAAAGAGAGCUAAACAAGCCCGUGCUAUUCACGGAGUUCGGGCUCUCAAAGAAGAACAAGAACUUUGAUUACUCCCAUCGAGAAUUGUUCUACAAGUCCGUUUUUGAUAUUGUUUAUGAGUCAGCAAAGCAAAAUGGAGCAGGGGCGGGCGCCCUCAUAUGGCAACUCUUGGUUGAAGGGAUGGAGGAUUACAACGACGAUUUUGGAUUCGUCCCCGGGGAGAGAACUUCAGUAGACAAGCUGAUAAAACAGCAGUCGUGCAGGCUCGCGGCAUUAAGACACGGCGACGACCCGACAAGAAGAGCUGCCAAGAAGAUUUGCUAAAUGUAUCAAAAUUUUCUUUGUUUUUGCUUUUUUGUGCUCACUCAGUAUCUCUUUCUGCAGUUCAUUUAAGCUGCCUAAUAGGUAUUCUGUUAGGUGGAGGAUUGGUUAGUCUUGUUUUAUUGUUUUGAUCAUUACCUACGGGAGAGUAUAUUCAUUUUGUGUUGUUCAUCUAAUUAACCUAUAAUAAUUUUAAUGAAAACAUUAAUGCUUUUGGUUUGCUGGAUGAA
This is a messenger RNA of Ananas comosus (pineapple), 1667 nucleotides long. Its product is annotated as mannan endo-1,4-beta-mannosidase 2-like. Lineage: Eukaryota; Viridiplantae; Streptophyta; Magnoliopsida; Poales; Bromeliaceae. Gene Ontology annotation, molecular function: hydrolase activity, hydrolyzing O-glycosyl compounds. The record is from RefSeq and is a predicted model, not a curated record. Bases 154 to 1440 code for a protein of 428 amino acids. The transcript is spliced from 5 exons.